Messenger RNA from Bipolaris zeicola 26-R-13, 918 nucleotides. RefSeq lists its product as uncharacterized. Gene Ontology annotation, biological process: protein catabolic process. The coding region runs from base 1 to 918 and encodes 305 amino acids. Lineage: Eukaryota; Fungi; Ascomycota; Dothideomycetes; Pleosporales; Pleosporaceae. The record is from RefSeq and is a predicted model, not a curated record. The transcript has a single exon. Gene Ontology annotation, molecular function: protein-N-terminal glutamine amidohydrolase activity; protein-N-terminal asparagine amidohydrolase activity.
AUGAAAGUUGCGUGUCUUCAGUUCGCCCCGGAGGUAGGCAAAUUGCAAGACAAUAUCCAGCGCGCCGACAGCAUAUUAAAAGCCACCCAAAUACCUGCCGACUUGGCCUGGCUUAUCCUCCCGGAACUUGCCUUCUCCGGCUACAACUUCCAUUCGCUCGAGGAGAUUAAGCCCUUCCUGGAGCCCACAACCGCAGGCAUAUCCACCCAAUGGGCCCAACAGACCGCAAAGCACUACAACUGCCAUGUUACGGUCGGAUACCCGGAAAUCACAGUACCCUCUAGAAACCCGGCGGAUGUGCAGACGCAAUACAACUCGAUAGUAACCGUGUCGCCAUCUGGAGAGGUAAUAAACAACUACCGCAAGUCCUUCCUCUACUACACAGACGAAACAUGGGCGUCCGAGGGCCCAGGCUCAAAAUCCCAUAACCUCUCCAAUCCUGCAUCCCCAGACUCGCCUUUCUUCGCCGGUGAGCUGGGAGAGCUGGGAAAUGUCACACUGGGCAUAUGUAUGGAUAUCAAUCCUUACAAGUUCAUUGCUCCGUGGACAGACUACGAAUUCGCUUCAAAGGCAUUGUCUUUCCAGUCGCCCAUCAUCUGCGUCUCAAUGGCUUGGCUGUGUCAUCUCUCACCGACUGAACUCGCAACGGACCCAUCACAACCGGAUGUAGCGACUGUGGCAUAUUGGGUUGAAAGAUUCCAGCCCCUUGUUGAGGAUAAAGCCGGCAGGCCAGUGUGCGUCAUUCUGGCCAAUCGAUGUGGAAUGGAGAAGGGGCUUUGCUAUGCGGGAAGCAGUACCGUCUUGCGUAUCGAUAAGGGCGUAGUCAGCCUCUACAAUACGGCGGGAAAGAGCGAGGAGACCUGUUUGGUCGUGGAUCUGGCGGAUCGUCCCAAGUUUCAGGUGAGAAGUGGGCGGUAA